This is a messenger RNA of Colletotrichum acutatum, 2271 nucleotides long. RefSeq lists its product as uncharacterized. NCBI's taxonomy places the organism in Eukaryota, Fungi, Ascomycota, Sordariomycetes, Glomerellales, Glomerellaceae. The transcript has 10 exons. Gene Ontology annotation, molecular function: GTP binding. The record is from RefSeq and is a predicted model, not a curated record. The coding region runs from base 1 to 2271 and encodes 756 amino acids.
AUGGCUACUCCUACCAACUUCAAGAGAAUCGUGGUAUGCGUUGAUGGGACCUGGUACAAUGAAGACGGACAGGAAGGCCGCGGCAGCGGGAACAACAGCAACAUUUUCCGCAUCUAUGCCUCGGUGAAGGUCGACGAACCGGUCACUGAUGAGUUCGGAAACACCAUCACGCAGAUUGUAAGAUACUUUCCAGGUAUUGGUGUCGACAAAAAGCCGUUAGAUAAGUGGAACGACGGUAUGACUGGCAAAGGCUGCACGACGCAGAUCAAAGAAGUGUUUACUUUUUGCUGCACGAAAAUCACGUCCAAGGACGACGAAAUCUGGCUGUUUGGCUUCAGCCGUGGGGCUUAUGUUGUCCGAGUUGUAGCCAAGCUGCUUAACAGUUAUACAUUGAAAGAAGCACUUGACUUCAAGGACGAGUCUGUCUGGAAUUCCAUCAAAAGUUUCAUCGGUCAAGAAUUCACGCGUCAACCCCCGAAAAUCAAGUUUUUGGGGUUAUUCGACACGGUCAAACAGGUCCUUGCGGGAGAUACAUUUGGGGAAGACGUGGGAACGGAUGUCAGCUUUGCUCACCAUGUCCGACACGCACUCGCGCUAAAUGAGGCGCGGAGAGCAUUCCCGCUGCUCCCCAUCGAAGCAAGUGAAGGCACCACGUCCGAUGGGAAUCAGACCUCGCACCUCCAAGCCUGGUUCGUGGGUGCCCACGCGGACAUGGGGGGCGGAGCCGAACAUGAUGGCCUUUCCCUGUAUCCUCUGCAGUGGAUGUUGGUCGAGAGUCGAGAUCGAGGAUUGGUGCUGGAGCACAAUCCCGCAGAUCGCCGUAAAAACUUGAUAGAUGAUCCGCUGGAACUGGUCUUUCCAAAGUCUUCCCCUCUCGUCUCGGCUCAGAAAGCUGGAAUACCUGCCGGCGAUGCUGAUUCAAUCAAGCCGGAGCCGUGGACCUUUAGGUAUUCUAGCAAUAUCGAUAUCUCCAUGUACGACCUUCGAGACUCACACAUGCACGGCAAUCUGCAGAAGAUUCCUCCGAAAAAGCUUCAAAGGCCGAAUGUGAGACGUAGCAACAGUGCCACACAUUGGGUCGCUGUCAAUACGGGCCUCCUUGGCACCUUUGGGCUGGGUCCGCGACAGAUAUUCCGCCAUAAUUCCUCCAGUACUUCUCUGCAAGGAUAUCAAGACGCCUCACCCAAUGGAACGGUGAUACAUCCUUCGGCCUACUUUCUCUCGGACACCUAUCCCACGCUGGGAAUUCAGGAAGCUCUUGAGAGUCUGAAAAAGCCUUUGGAUGAUUUCAGAAAGACGUCCAAUAUGACGUACAUAUCAGACAAUGGGGACGCCAAAAUUGACCCAUGGAUCAGGGAUUUCCUCUCCAACAAGGUCACGACCUGUCGGAUUCUGGUAUGUGGUAACACGGGUGUCGGCAAGUCCACGCUUUUGAAUCGUGUAUUUGGUAUUACAAUGACUCAAGAAGAAAAGUCGCAGAAGGGAAGACACAAUAUUGAGGAAGGCUUUGAAUCGGAUCAGCACCCAGGUAUCAUCAUUCACGAUUCCGAGGGGUUUCAAGCGGGUGAUACCAGGGAAAUUUCUGCUUUCAAGAAGUUUCUCAAGACGCGGGCGGAUAAAGCCGACGUGAGCCAAAAGCUCCAUGCGAUAUGGCUCUGCAUCGACACGGACAGCGACCGUCCAGUUCAGACGGCGCUGGUGAAUGUAUUGAAACAAGUUACGAAGUACAUGCCUGCGACUCCGAUCAUCGUCGUGGGCACGAGAAAGGACAGGUUUCUGGAUCGGCACCGGGAUGGAAUUGAGAAAGACUUGAUUCUCAACAAGCAGGAAGUUUUCAAAACUAGUUUUGAAGAUGAUGUAGAGACAUCCCCACUCUGGCCUAUGUUGAACACCAAGUUCACAUUUGUUUCCCGCGACGAUCAAGAAUCCAUUAAGUCACUGAUACACGAGACUGUGGGUUUCUUCAGCGAUGCCAGCGUGUCGGAGGCAAUGAUUGCCGCCCAGGUCCCGGACAUCAAUGCCAAAAUUGACCUGGCCAUCGAAAAAACAUUGAAGUUUCUGAAAGCGGCCGUUGGGGCGGCGUCAUCAGGAUUUGGGACUGGCGUUGUAUCAGCAGUGUCUACGCCAACUAUCUCUAGGGUUCUCUGCCGCGACAUCGCGCAUGGUUGCUUCGGGCUUCCAGAAACAGGCAUCGCUCAGAUGGAUACGAUUCUGGCCAGCGUUGUGUGGAAGAACCUUGCUCCGUUCAUGGCUCAGGCUGUUGGCCAGUAA